Molecule: messenger RNA, 398 nt
Organism: Moneuplotes crassus
Lineage: Eukaryota; Ciliophora; Spirotrichea; Euplotida; Euplotidae
Source: the annotation of a GenBank genome assembly
UAUUAAAUUCCAAACAAACAAUAUGAUAGUGCCUUAUAUCAUAAUGGGAGUUAUUUGAGUUAUCAUUUUGGGAGUGUGCUUGCUCUGAUUUUGAAAGAUUAAAGCCGAUGAAGUUGAUGAACAGAUAGAAGACCAUAUGAAAGGAGACAAAGAUAGCAAGCUCAGUUUUGAUCAUGAAGCUCAUGAUGAAGAGAAUCCUCCUGUAAAGAAAAAGUCUGCUAAGAUCAAGCCUAAGAAGCCAAGCACACAGAAGGUCUUGGCUAAGCCAACUGAUGACAGCUCUGUCUGAGAUAAAUCAGAGGUCGGAUUCAUGCCAAAGCCAGCUGUUAAAGAGACUUUUACAAAGAAAUUUGUAUCAUAAUUUAUUUAAUUCUUUGUAACAACUAUACCAUACGCAA